Molecule: messenger RNA, 1139 nt
Organism: Hordeum vulgare subsp. vulgare (domesticated barley)
Lineage: Eukaryota; Viridiplantae; Streptophyta; Magnoliopsida; Poales; Poaceae
Exons: 2
Coding region: 34-636 (200 amino acids)
Cellular component (GO): plastid
Source: RefSeq, a predicted model, not a curated record
CACGCAUACGAAAAUCCGCCGCCAGGGAACACAAUGGACAUUCCGCUCCCGGGCGGGGGCGGCGAGGUCUCGGAGGACUACUCCCCGGCGGCCACCGUCGUCCCCUUCAACCCGCCGCUCCCUCUGCUUCGCGCGCCAGUCCCUUCCUCUUCCUCCGCCUCCACCGACCCCAUGCCCGUCCUCGCCUUCCGCGACGCCGCGAGCUGGCGAGCCGCCUGGGAGGCUGCCGAGGCCAGCCUCUUCUCCCAGUGCGAGAUUUGUUCAUCAUUUUGCAGGCUGGUGCACGCUCUGGCUGUUCAAUCACCGCGACACGGAAAUGCAAGCCCCCCUGGUGGAAAGGUUUGUUUGGAGGUGCAACAACCGACUAUCAAGAAAGAGAACGAUGCGAAGAACGAGAGAUGGCUUCUUGUCUUGAAUCAGCAAAGGAGGCAUGCAUUAAGUUUUCAAAGCAAAAAUGUGAUGCACCAUUCCGAGAUGCAAGGAUUGCCUCUGAAGGUCUCCUUGAAAAUACCAAUUUUGAUGUCUGGAAUGCUGGGUGUAACAAAACAGCAUCAGGACCCUUGUCUGUUGCAAAUAGCCACUACUCAUCCAAUCCUGCGCUUGGUGGCACAAACUACAAAGGAAGUGACUUGUUAGACAGCUUAGCAUCUCAAGACAAUAGCAAGUCAGAGUGAUUGAUGAGUGACCACAGGCGUCAGAGUGGUCCAUGCUCAGGAGGUGGCAUAUGUUCUUUGGAGCUGGAUUCAUCAUCAAUGAAAUAAUGGUAUGACAUUGUUGAUGCUUGUCUUGUCCUAUUAUUUGGUUUUCUGUUGCUACAUUUGACUCUGUGGCAAGAAUGAGACUCUGAGUGCGAGGCUUGAGAUUAAAUGGCUAGCAUUCCGAAGUCUGGCGAGAUGAAGAAGAUUAAGAAUAUUUGGAUGUUGUUUCCUGCUACCGUCUUUGCCGUUUCUGUUGAUUUUGAUGCUGGGCAAAGGCGGCAAAGGAUGCAAAGGUGUACAUCAGAUGCGUAAGGGGUGUACUGGUGAUAUCAGUAGCAGUACUGGUGAUAUGUAAUACUAUAUGUUGAUCAUUUGUUGCUGUAAAUAAACCAUGCUGAGCUGAUGAAAACCACACUAUCAAGUGCCCAUAUGGUUGUUUUA